UUAAAAAAAAAUCUAAGUCGUCGUGAAAUCAAGACUGACACGUGUCCGUCACACUUUUUGUCGUUAUCCAAUGCUAACUGCUACCUGCAAAUUGAACCCAGUUCUUCUUCUUCUCUGCUUCCAGAACCACCCUCAAUCCAUUCCUUCAUUCUCUUUCUAUAAUCACUUUUCAACAAUAUUCAACUUCAUUUCACAAUUUUCACUUCAUAACAAGGUUCUAUGCCGUGAGCAUUUCGAUCGUUUCUCUAAUGGCACAAGACGCUGUUUCCGGCGCUGAAUCGCCUCACCGUCGUCAAGGUUUACUCCGAGAUCAAGUUCAAUUAGUUAAAAGAAAAGACUCUUCCGAUCGCUACGAGAUUGUUCCAAUUCAAGAUUCUUUAUCCUUUGAGAAAGGAUUCUUCAUUGUUAUUCGCGCGUGUCAGUUAUUGGCUCAAAACAAUGAUGGAAUUGUGUUAGUAGGAGUUGCAGGUCCUUCUGGAGCGGGGAAAACUGUUUUUACCGAUAAGGUUUUCAGUUUCAUGCCGAGUAUAGCUGUUAUAAGCAUGGAUAAUUAUAAUGAUGCUAGUCGAAUCAUUGAUGGAAACUUUGAUGACCCUCGAUUGACGGAUUAUGAUACCUUGCUAAAAAAUAUACAGGAUCUUAAAUCAGGAAAGCCUGCUCAGGUUCCGAUAUACGAUUUCAAGUCUAGUUCUCGCAUCGGAUACAGGACUAUUGAAGUCCCUAGCUCCCGUAUUGUAAUCAUUGAAGGCAUCUACGCCUUAAGUGAAAAAUUACGACCUCUGCUUGAUCUUCGUGUUUCUGUCACUGGCGGAGUUCAUUUUGACCUUGUCAAGCGUGUUCUGCGGGACAUACAACGAGCUGGUCAAGAGCCUGAAGAAAUAAUUCAUCAAAUCUCUGAAACGGUAUAUCCCAUGUAUAAAGCUUUUAUAGAGCCAGAUCUCCAAACAGCGCAUAUAAAAAUUAUUAACAAGUUUAAUCCAUUCACUGGAUUCCAGAAUCCCACUUACAUAUUGAAGUCAGCAAAAGUUGUGACAGUGGAUCAAAUCAAGGCAGUUAUUGCUGCAGAGUAUACUGAAACCAAAGAGGAAACAUAUGACAUUUAUCUUCUACCCCCCGGAGACGACCCUGAAGCAUGUCAAUCCUAUUUGAGAAUGAGAAACCGGGAUGGAAAAUACAAUCUUAUGUUUGAGGAAUGGGUUACGGAUAGUCCAUUCAUUAUAUCACCUAGAAUUACUUUUGAGGUCAGUGUGCGUCUGCUUGGAGGGCUGAUGGCCUUGGGGUAUACAAUUGCAGCAAUCCUGAAAAGAAGCAGCCAUGUUUUUCAUGACAAUAAAGUGUCUAUAAAAACGGAUUGGCUAGAACAACUUAAUCGCCAAUAUGUCCAGGUGCAAGGGAAAGAUAGGAACUAUGUUAAAUUUGUAGCGCAGAAACUGGGUCUGGAUGGUUCCUAUGUUCCUCGCACUUACAUUGAACAAAUUCAGCUAGAAAAGCUUGUAAAUGAUGUGAUGGCACUGCCAGAUGAUCUGAAGAACAAACUAAGCAUAGACGAUGAUUCGGUUUCAAGCCCCAAAGAAGCACUUUCUAGAGCUUCUGCUGAUAGGAGAAUGAAGUAUCUUAAUCGUGAUAUUUCACAGUCAUAUUCAAAUCGAAGAGACAAGAUUCUACCAAAGUUGACUAAACUUGCUAUAAAUAACAGAAGUUUUAAUGCGAGAGGUCUAGAAUCACCUGCUCCCAUGGCCAACCAAGGAGUUAUCAUUCAACUUUCCGAUCAAAUUUCCACCCUAAAUGAAAGAAUGGACGAGUUCACCUCCCGUAUUGAAGAGCUGAAUUCAAACUUCGAUGUUAAAAAAGUUUCAGCCAGUCAACAAAAUAUGGCUUUACAAGCUGAGACCUGCAAUGGCUCUGGCCCCAUUUCUCACUUUGUUACUGGAUUAGGCAAUGGUUCAUUGACUGGAUCAUUGCUUCCUAAUUCUCUGUCAUCCUCUCAGUUGGUUAGAGAGUCUCCGCUAAUGGAAGAGGUAUUACUUGUUGCCCGAGGACAACGUCAAAUCAUGCAUCAACUAGACACACUGAGCAAUCUUAUGCAGGAAUACUUUGGAGAAAAAUCGCGGCUGGGAAGAACAGACCAGGUAGGCAAAAAACGUGAAGUUGAAUCCUUUGCGAUCCCUCUGGUUCUGACUUUAGCCGUUGGUGCUGUUGGCGUGUUCUUGUUCAAGAGUUUGACAUCUAAAAAAUAGUGUCUACUUCGUUUCUUGUAAUCACCAUUUAUGAGAUUCCUUAUCGGUAUAGCUAAAAGGUUUCUGUAAACAAAUACCAUUCACUCGAGAUGUAACAUUCAAAUAAUAAGUGUCAACCAGCUUAUACCUUUACUCAACGUAUAAGCUUGUUUAUAUCUUUGUGCAGCAUAGACCUAACUCAAUGUAUAAGCUUGUUUAUAUCUUUUGUAUAACUACAUGAAAUUAAUAAGUUCUAUGCCAAGUUCAUUAAUGCUUAA
Molecule: messenger RNA, 2494 nt
Organism: Lathyrus oleraceus (garden pea)
Lineage: Eukaryota; Viridiplantae; Streptophyta; Magnoliopsida; Fabales; Fabaceae
Product: inorganic pyrophosphatase TTM1
Exons: 11
Coding region: 249-2237 (662 amino acids)
Molecular function (GO): kinase activity; ATP binding
Source: RefSeq, a predicted model, not a curated record